GAAGAAGAAGCAGGAGGACCACAGGAGCUCCGUGUUACAUCCGGUUCUGGCACCAGGUAAUCUCUGUUUACUGCUGGAGUGGAGCCAGGCCGCGAGCGUAAAGGGUCGACAUGUCGUCCGCCAAAUGUCUGCUGUCUGAAGACCAGUUUCUGUGCUCCAUCUGUCUGGACAUGUUCACCGAUCCAGUCAGCACUCCCUGUGGGCACAACUUCUGCAAGAGGUGCAUCACUCAGCACUGGGACUCUAACCCCUCUUGCGUCUGUCCCAACUGUAAGGAGGUUUUCAAAGUCAGGCCGAAGCUGCGUAUCAAUACUUUCAUCUCAGAGAUGGCCGCUCAGUUCAGACAGUCGGCUCAACAGGAAGCUGCCGGCAGCAGCAGCAGCACAUCAGAUCAUCCGGUUUCCACAGUGAGGUACAUUCCCUGUGACAUCUGCAGUGAAACAAAACUGAUGGCAGUGAAGUCCUGCACAGUCUGUCUCGCUUCCUACUGUGAGGCUCACCUGAAGCCUCACCUGACGAUGUCUGGCCUGAGGAGACACGAGCUGAUGGACCCGACGGAGAACCUGGAAGUUAGUAUGUGCUCAAAGCACGAUAAACAGCUCGAACUCUUCUGCAAAACUGACCAGGUAAGCAUCUGCCUGCUCUGCUUCGUUUCAGACCACAAGACGCAUGACAUCAUCCCUCUGAAAGAAGCAGCUGGAGAAAAGAACGGUGAGCUGGAGAAAGCAGAUGCUGAAAUCUGUGAGAUGAUUAAAGAAAGAUAUGCAAAGAUUGAUGAGAUCAGAUUUGCCCAGAAUGUCAGUAAGAAUUCUGAAAACAAAGAGAUGGCUGAAGGCCGCCAAAUCUUCAGAGCUCUGAUCCAGACCAUUGAUGAAAGCAAAGAUGAAGUGGUAGAGGUGAUCAAAAAGAGGAGGAAAUUAGCUGUGAAACGGGUAGAAGACAUCAACAGAGAGCUGGAAGAGGAGCUCGAUGCCCUGUAUAAGAGGUCUGAAAAGAUGGACGAGCUCUCGAACACCAAAGAAGACCUGCAGCCGCACAUCCAGUCUCUGACGGCUCCUCCAUCCUCCAGGGACUGGCCAAACGUCAUCGUCACCCUGCCCACAUACAGGGGGACUGUGUUCAGGGCCGUGGUUCAGCUGGACAAGAAUCUCAACAAACAGAUGAGUACGUUUUUCAAGGCCCAGCAUAAGAAGGUCCAGCGUUAUGCAGUCGACGUGACCUUUGAUCCCAGCACAGCAAAACCCGGACUCACGCUCUCUGAAGAUGGAAAACAAGUCCACGGCUGCGAUCAGGAGACGCAUGACAGUGAAGACAGAAAAGACAAUCAGAUUUCUUCCUUUGUGUUAGGAGCGCAGAGCUUCUCCUCUGGGAGGUUCUACUAUGAGGUUGAUGUUAAAGAGAAGAUAGAGUGGGAUCUGGGAGUGGCUGGUGAGUCGGUCAGCGGGGAGAGAAGCGUCACCGCGAUUCCUCAGAACAAACUGUGGACGAUAAGUUUGAGGGUCGACGAAGAUUACAGGGCCAAUAACGACCCUUCGGUCAGUCUCAUUUUAAAGUGGUUGCCUGAUAAGGUGGGGGUUUUUGUAGAUUACGAGGAGCGUCUGAUCUCUUUUUAUGAAGUUGAUGAGUCUGCUCCGAUCUACUCCUUCACCGGCUGCCGCUUCACGGGUAAACUCCGCCCCUUUUUUAGUCCCGGAGCGGACCUUGGUGGUAAAAACUCCACCCCUCUGACCAUCACGCCUGUCAGGCUGACUGAGCAGGACAGCAUGGCUGGCACCAUUUAAUGUCAUUUUUCUUCCUAAUUUAAUUUUUGUUUCAGUUUUUAUAAUUUAACUGUUUUUUUUUUUAAUAAGUAAAAUAUGGCUGCUCCCUUAUUUCCAAGGGGUUGCCACGGCAACAGGAACCUGCCUGACUCAAACCAUCCCGUUUACCUGGGAGGGGGAGGGGCACGCGAAGCUCCCCCUGAGGCUGGCUCUGUGUGUAAGCACUACACCAUGGAGACAUGUUUUUAUAAGUAUAAUGUGGGUGAUGAUCAGUUCAUAUUACAAUACAAAGUCAUGUAGACAUGAACAAGAUUCAGUAAAGUCUCCAUAAACACCUGCAGCAAUGCUUCAUCUUUGUGGUUGUGUUUAAAAACAAAUAUCUGUAUAUUUAUUAUUUUAUGUAAUUUUGUAAGUACACAAUAUUAUUUGGCAUGUUUUCAGUUAACUAAAAUGUUGGUUGGUGCCAGUGAGUAUACCCUGGAUAUAAUCCUCCUUUCUGACUCUAAUAAAACCCCAUAAUUAAUCAACUGAACUUCUUGUUAUUAAAUAAGAAAUGAAACUUGUGAUUGAGCCCAUAAAGUCAUCAGAAUAAUGUGUGCUGAGGUCCCAGAGGGUCAUGUUUUCAGACUUUCAUACAACUAGAUGUCUUUUUGUAACCAGAGGCGUCGCCUCCUGCAGGCUUAAGGCGCCUCCACCUUUCACACCCAGAACCUUUGUCCUGUUUUUAUGU
Messenger RNA from Archocentrus centrarchus (flier cichlid), 2490 nucleotides. Its product is annotated as E3 ubiquitin-protein ligase TRIM21-like. Gene Ontology annotation, molecular function: zinc ion binding; protein binding. The transcript has 2 exons. The record is from RefSeq and is a predicted model, not a curated record. Lineage: Eukaryota; Metazoa; Chordata; Actinopteri; Cichliformes; Cichlidae. The coding region runs from base 111 to 1781 and encodes 556 amino acids.